Sabethes cyaneus is the source of this 578-nucleotide messenger RNA. RefSeq names its product 40S ribosomal protein S24 (gene RpS24). Gene Ontology annotation, molecular function: structural constituent of ribosome. Gene Ontology annotation, biological process: translation. Gene Ontology annotation, cellular component: ribosome. The record is from RefSeq and is a predicted model, not a curated record. Bases 103 to 495 code for a protein of 130 amino acids. The transcript has 2 exons. NCBI's taxonomy places the organism in Eukaryota, Metazoa, Arthropoda, Insecta, Diptera, Culicidae.
UGUCAAGAUUUCAACGUGCCGUCCCUUCUUUCUUUUUACGAAGUACGUUCGCGAAGACGUGUGUAAAGUUCACCACAAUUCUUUUAAAAAAGGUGCAACAAAAUGUCGACCGCUACAAUUCGUACCCGUCGGUUUAUGACUAACCGCUUGCUGUGCCGGAAACAAAUGAUCUGCGAUGUCCUGCACCCCGGGCUGGCCUCGGUGCCCAAGAAGGAAAUUCGUGACAAGCUGGCCGCUAUGUACAAAACUACCCCUGAUGUAGUGUUUGUUUUCGGUUUCCGUACCAACUUCGGUGGCGGUAAAUCGACCGGAUUCGGACUGAUCUACGAUACGCUGGACUACGCGAAGAAAUUCGAACCCAAGCACCGACUGGGUCGCCACGGAUUGUUCGAGAAGAAGAAGAUGACCCGCAAGCAGCGAAAGGAACGCAAGAACCGUAUGAAGAAGGUGCGCGGAACCAAGAAGGCCAAGGUUGGACAGGCCGUCAAGAAGUAAACCGUGAAUCGUUUUUUCGAGGUUGCUGGGUGGGGUUCAUUCCAUCGAAUGACAUAAAUAUACAUUAUGGCUUAAGACAUCGA